Fusarium subglutinans is the source of this 585-nucleotide messenger RNA. Its product is annotated as TRI7-trichothecene biosynthesis. The record is from RefSeq and is a predicted model, not a curated record. The transcript has a single exon. Bases 1 to 585 code for a protein of 194 amino acids. NCBI's taxonomy places the organism in Eukaryota, Fungi, Ascomycota, Sordariomycetes, Hypocreales, Nectriaceae.
AUGACCGCUCUCGUUGCAUUCUGCCUUGCAUUGGCGUCCCAGGGCCUUACAGUCUGGGUUCUCGGUUCCACAGCCCCCGCAAACCACGUUCGGCCUAUUAUUGCAGCGACUGUCACUUUGCUUACCUGGCUCUUCAAUGAGGCCAUUCUCGACGCAUUACCCAGUCGUCUACAUGUGGCGUUGCUGUCUACAGGAAUGUGGAUUCAAUGCUUGAAGACGUUUGACGAUCUCUGCUUGAGCAGGUUGUCUUUCGAGAGUACAUCGCCAUCCUUUACGAAUCGUGCGUCCUUUGGAGUCAGCAAUCUUUGGAACAUGCGUGGUAUCGGUACGAGUAAACAGAUAUCCCAAAUACCCCCUUGGUCUAGCCAAACGCCCUCUCUCGUACCGUCCCGUAGCCUGGAACUCAAAAGACAUGCAAGGAAUGCCAUCAUUACCUAUCUCAUCCUCGAUGUCUUUGCCGCCCAGCCACCCCCAGAUCCCAACAUGAUAUCUCCUCAGAAGGAACACUUGCUGACACGCAUCGGUCAAGUCGGUCCUGAAGAGAUAAUCUUUCGCUUCUUUGCCAUCUUUAGCUUCUGGCUCUAA